Molecule: messenger RNA, 741 nt
Organism: Emiliania huxleyi CCMP1516
Lineage: Eukaryota; Haptophyta; Isochrysidales; Noelaerhabdaceae
Exons: 1
Biological process (GO): cytosine catabolic process
Molecular function (GO): cytosine deaminase activity; isoguanine deaminase activity
Source: RefSeq, a predicted model, not a curated record
CUCGACGCCCUCUUCAAGCACGCGCGUCGCCACGGGCUGAUGGUCGACCUGCACAUCGACGAGACUAACGACCCCGCCUGCUGCUGCCUGCUCGCGCUCGUCGGCGCGCUCGGUCGUGCGCGCGCGGAGGGGUACGUGGAGGCCGUCGUCCUUGGCCACUGCACCUCGCUUGCGCUGCAGGGCGAGGGCAACCGCGCGCGAGUGAUCGAGGGCUUGGCAAGGCUCGGCCCGGUGACGGUGGUCUGUAAUCCAAGCACCAAUCUCGGGCUGCAGGACCGGCGCGGCUCGGCAGCCCCGCACUGCAUCCCCAUCGACGCGGACGCGCCCCGCACGCCACUCUGGCGCGGGCUCACCCUCGUGCAGGAGCUGGCGGCGGCGGGCGUGGCGGUCGGGUCCGCUUCGGACAAUGUGCGCGACUGGUGGCACCCGUACGGCGACUACGACGGGCUCCAAAACUACAAGAACGCCGUCACGCUCGGCCACCUCGACACGGCGCCAAACGAGGGCGCGUGGGCGGCGCUGGUGAGCGACGCUGCCGCCGAGGCGAUGGGCCUCGGCGGCGGCUCCUCCUUCACCCCCGGCGCCGCCGCCGACCUCAUACUCUUCCCCGAAACGCGGCGGGUGAGCGAGCUCUUCGCGCGGCCGCAGUGCGACCGGAUCGUCUUGCGGGGUGGGCGCGUGCAGCGGUCGGCCCUGCCGAGCUACCGCGCCCUCGAUGACGUGGUAGGCUCCACCCUGUGA